Myxocyprinus asiaticus (Chinese sucker) is the source of this 3468-nucleotide messenger RNA. It is a transcript of the gene erg28, whose product is annotated as ergosterol biosynthesis 28 homolog. The record is from RefSeq and is a predicted model, not a curated record. Gene Ontology annotation, molecular function: protein-macromolecule adaptor activity. The transcript is spliced from 5 exons. The coding region runs from base 50 to 577 and encodes 175 amino acids. Gene Ontology annotation, cellular component: endoplasmic reticulum; membrane. Lineage: Eukaryota; Metazoa; Chordata; Actinopteri; Cypriniformes; Catostomidae.
GUCAGCGUCCAUGUACUGGAGUGUUGUGAUAAGCAGCAUGUUAACAUGAAUGACCGCUGUUAGAAAAGUCGCUGAGCAGAUUGAUUUCGCAUUUAUUACAGUUAUUCAAUACGUAUACUUAUUAAAACACAAAUUAAGGAGAAGAAUGAGUCGAUUUCUGAAUGUUUUGAGGAGUUGGCUGCUCAUGGUGUCUGUGAUCGCGAUGGGGAAUACAGUACAGAGCUUCAGAGAUCACAGCUUCUUAUCGGAGAAACUCUACACGGGCACACCUCAAUACGUAAAUGGUCUUCAGGCGAGAACGUUUGGCAUCUGGACUCUUCUGUCCUCCAUCAUCCGCUGCGCCUGUGCAAUAGACAUUCAGAACAGAACGCUUUAUCACAUCACCUUGUGGACGUUUGUUCUGGCGCUCGGUCACUUCCUGUCAGAAGCGUUCAUCUAUAAAACGGCUCCUCUGACCAUUGGAGUCAUGGCCCCUCUGAUUGUAGCAAGUUUCUCUGUUGUGGGCAUGUUAAUUGGGUUCCAGUGUAUCUCUGAGAUGCAGGAAGUGAGUGGAGCUCGUCAGAAGAAGAGGAACUGACCGUCCAGUGACAUUCACAGCAUUGCUGGUGAUGCUUCAGCGCUGAAGCUUUUGGGCACUGAUAAGGGUACAGGCUAUAAUCGGUGUGUCCUGACAGCAGAACAUGAUUCUGAUUGGUCCGUUGUUUGUUAUGAGUCUCUGCUGCCAUCAACUGCUUGCCAGUCCAAAUAUAUGAGGCCCAAACUACAGACAGUUUUCAACGUAAUGAUAUUUAAAUACAUUUUUACAACAAACAGUGAAAUCGAAUACGAAUCAUAUUUUUAUGUGAAUAUUUGGAGUUAAUGGCACGCUCUGGGCAUUCGCUCUGAGUUCCCAUGUAUGCUGGACACAUGUCUGCUCCAAUUCAUCACUUUUUUAUUUUUUUGUUAUAAAAUGUUUGGUUUAUUAAAUAAAAAUGAACAUUUUAGUAUGGAUUACUUGUCUACAAAAUGUAUUUGAAGCAGUUAAUUCAAAUGGUUGUGAAGAACAUGAGAAACAUAAAUUCAGUUAAGUUUUCCAAACUUUUAGCUGGUAUAUAUAAAUAAUAUAUAGCUUUUUUAAUAUAGAAAAUCAUAGAUCUUAAGUGACUCAUACUGUAUAAUAUUAUAAUAAAAUAAAUAUAGCAUUAGCUAUACCUUGAAUGUAUGGGUGUUUCUUCAACUUUGCAAUUUCAUGUCCCUGGUUUGAUUUUUAUAAAAACAAAUAGAUGUAAUCUUUUUUUCUUUUAGUUUGUUUAUGAAGGUCACAUUUAAACUGACUUAAAAUUUUACCAGGCCUACAUCAUUUAUUUUUGCUACUUUUCGGAUGUCUUUUAUGUACAGAUUUGACUGUUUUAUCAUUGUCUCAGACCCAGACUAUCAAUUAUAAACAAUGAAAAUGUAAUAUAUAUUUUGCUGCUUGUUGAACAUUUUGUCACAGCUAGAAGGUUCCUGUAGCUCAACAGGUAGAACAUGUUGCUCGUAACACCAAGCUCAUGGGUUCAAUUCCCAGUAAACACACAAACAUAUCAGAUGUAUACACUGCACUCACUGUAAGUCACUUUGGAUAAAACCACCUGCAAAACACAUAAAUAUAACUUGAUUUCAUUCUAUCCAUUUAAAUUUGUCUAAUGGAAGUUUACUUAAUCCAUUUGAUUUGGGACUACAUGAAUACUUUUUGUGGUGUUAAUGUAGCAUUGAUGAAACUGGGGAUUUCCAUUUCCCACCAUGCUUUGCAUGGGACAUGAUACAGUAAAUGCUACCAUUAAUUGUUAUUUUAUGUGCUUUUCUGCAAGAUAAAUAUAUAAAAGGGGAUACUUGUUAGUGUUUAAUAUUUUGUUAUGUUAGAGUUUCUGUUAUGUUGGAGUUUUGGAGGUUACCAUUACGGUGGAGCUUGAGCUAAUGAUGAGGACAGGUAGAUGUCACACAUGAAAUUAUGAGAAAGUGGCAUAAAUUUGAGGCAGAUUGCUGCCAUCUGGUGAACAAAAUAUAACUAACAUGACUUGAAAACCAUGUCAUGCCAGUAAUAGCCAGUAGAUAGCUGUAGCCACUGUGUAAUCUGAUAUCUUGUUGUAACCUUAUUUUAUAUUUUAUCAGAAGAUAUAUAUGAUAUAUUAUAAAACUAUUAUUUGUCCAAAUUUGGCAUUUUAAAGAUGAUUUGAGGUGUCAGUUUUUGCAGUUAAUGUUAUUAUGGUUACAAUCAAACCUGACCAUGGUGUUACAAAGAGAAGACACAAAAUAAGCAUUUUUCUACCAAUAAUUUAUUUCAAACAUAAAAAUGUAAUAAUUCAAAGUAAAUACAUAAUAAUAUCAAGAAAAUGAACAUAAAGAAACAGAAAUGAAAUGUACAACUCUGAUUCUUUUGUUUUAUACUCUAAUUGAAUUUUCAGAGUAAAUAUUUUGCAAUUUCAAACUUUCUAUAGUAAAAAAAGAAAAUAUGUGUGUGUGUAUAUGUGAGAGUGUCUUAGAUUGCUGUCAUCAGCUGAACAACAGAUGACUUGUAAUGCCUACAAUGACCAAAAGAUGGCAGUAGAGCUCCACUUAUUGAUGUACUGGUAAUGCGUGUGUGUGUUUUGCAUUGUGACUAAUAUAUAUAUAUAUAUAUAUAUAUAUAUAUAUAUUACACAAAUGUAAAAAAAAACCUCUGUGGUAUAAUCUCACCAGUUAAUUUGUGUGUUUGUGUGUGAGUUGGUGUAUGUGUUUUGCACUGAGGAUGUUUUAGAGUCUCACCGUGUAAUUUCUGUCUGUUUUUUUUUUUUUUUUUUUUGCAUUAUGGCUGAUUUAUUGAUUGUAUUAAAAAAUCUGUUUUUUGGUCAAUUUUGACCAGGAACACCAAAGGUGUCCCUUUUUAAAAAAAAACAUAACUUAGACUUAUCUAAUUAAGCCUAAUUGUUUUAUGGUCAGAUGGCAAAUGGAGGAAAAGUCACCAAGUCUUGUAAUGCUCAGAUAAAAAAAAAAAAAACAAUUGAGGAAAAUGUAUUUCAAGCAAAAAUGGCCGAAUACUGUAGGAGGGUUAAACUAGGUUCUUUCCACACAAAGUGUUUGUUUUGAGAUUACAUAGUUAUUUUAAGAUAAGAAAACUCAUUUCAAACAUGUGGAACCACUGUCCACAAUUUGAAUCAAGUUCAGCCAAAGAGCUAUUUUUUUGAGUGUAUGAUCAUCUAAACAAACAAAACAUUUCAAUAUUUCUGUGAAAAUUAUUUCUAACAAUUUCUUUCAAAAAAAAUAAAAAUAAAAAUUCAAAAAUGUAUGACUGUCCCACAGUUGCAUCAUUUCUUGAAUAUUUGUAUUGGGGGUCAUUUCCAAUUAAGCUGAAAUUUUGCCAAAUUAUACAAAAAGGUUGAAAAUAUAAUUUAACUGUGUGUAUUUAGGAUUGCACUCUCAGUUCAAGCUUUUGCCCCUUGGGAGACGUCUACGUGGUGUAAGGUGCCUUAC